AAUUACUAAAAUCCUCAUUAAAUCUUCAUUGGCAGGCAGCGAACCGGCACCACCAACAGCCGCAGCUCCACCCAUCUCAUUCAUUGAUCAUCCGCACCGAACAACAAGCAAGCCUUUGUGGGAAGCAGAAAGAAACGUGCAUCGACGUCGUGUUGUAGUCAUCUCCUUCCUCUCGUUACAGUAGUCUGCUUGACAGAAUAGAAAGUGAAACAAAGAGGCGUAUUGAUCUAGCUACCCACUCGAGGUCUCGUUGGAGCGUUACUGUUACUACCAUUGGAAGGCCGACAGAGUUGAAAUUUGAGUGCGCUGUCAGUUAGGUUUUGAAGUAUUACCCCCCAAACCGGUACAAUCAUUUUACUGUUCCAUGGCAUGGAUGGAUGACCGAAUGAACCCCAGCAACUUUUUGGAACAUCACAUUGCUUGAGAGAGAGCCAACGCCACGCCAUUCUGCCUACCCAUAAACUACACUGUAGUAGGUAUCUACCCAUCCCUCCAUUAUCCAUCUACGGUACCCCCACAAACACAACACACUACACUACCAUGACAAUGAUGAGAAUACGACGGCCCCUGGUCUUCCUUUGGGGUAGUGUCAUCCACGUCUUUUGGAUCUUUCAAGUCCACGGGGGUCAAGUGCACUUGGACUGCGAUCCUUGUAUCAAUCGAUCCAAACUGGAGAUUCAUGCCGUGGUACAUGGGACCAUGGAUGAUCCCUUUUGGCAACAAUCCGUCCAAGCCAUGCGACAGGCCGCGGUGGACAUGGGCGUGACGAAUUUCAAUGUCGAACUGUACGAGUUUUACUCGAGCGAGGAAAUGGCCAGAGAGAUUCGAUCCCUCAUCAAAUGGGAAUGGUGUGAUGGAUGCGCUCAUGGACAUACCCAUAUUUCCAAACAAAUCGAUGCACUCAUUGUGACAAUACCUGAUCCAGUGGUAGAAGCAGCUGUCAAGGAUGCCAUCCAUGCUGGAAUUCAUGUCUUUGGUAUGAAUGUUGGUAGCGAUAUCGUUCAGGAAUUGCCUGGUAUUUUGGCGUAUGUCGCCCAGAACGAAUACUAUGCCGGCAUCGUGGCGGGACGCGAAUUCUUGCACCGACGACUGGAUCGAUUCGGACCACCCAGUCGAGCACUCUUUGUCAACCACAAUCCUCAAGAUGUCGCAUUGGAGCAACGAUUCCAAGGAUUCAACCACAGCGUGACGUUGGCGGGGGUCACACAAGUCGAUCAAAUCGUGGUAGAUCCCAAUGACUUGUACGCGACAGUCCUAGACAUUCACAACGUCAUGGAUGGUUGUCGAUACGAUUUUGUCUUGUUGGGAGGAUCUGAAAGUGUACCCGCUGUCACGGCGGCACACGAUCAUCAUUUCUGUGACACGUACUUGCAACAUCAACAAGUGGUACAAGAAAGCAUCAUUAGCACACAUCCGAAUAAGACAAAUACGCCGCCAUUAUCAAUCUUGGAGUCGUCAACAUCGUCAACAACAAGUGGAACAACAUUUCUACCCAUGAUGAUUGGAGCAUUCGAUGAAACAGCCGAGGUAUUGGAUGCCAUUGUGGAAGGAACCAUUACCUUUACUCUGACACAACAAAACUACUUGCAGAGUGCACUACCGGUCGUACUGGCUACAAUCCACGCCACCACGGGUAAAACCAUUGUCCCUCCCGUACAGGAUCCCGUCUAUUUGGCAGGACCCAAAGUCGUGGACAUUUCCAACUAUCCAUCCGAUACCUAUUUGGCAUGCACGGCAGAAGCCUUUCCGAUAUGUGCCCAUGAUGAAAGCUUUGUGGACGAAAGUGCCUGCCCCUGCACCGACCGAAGUAGAUUGCGGAUUGCCGGGGUCGUACAUGGUGUCGUGGGGGAUGACUUUUGGGAUGAUGUCUUUGCUGCCGCACAGCAAGCCGCCUUGGAUAUCGACGUUGAUUUGGACUUUGAACGGUUCCACAAACAAGACGGCAAACUGCAUCACAGAAUGGCAAACAAGAUCAAAUCGUUAUGCGGAUCGGGCAUUGACGGGAUCUUUGUGUCCAUGCCAUCCGACGUUUUGAUAGACGCGGUUCGAUUUUGCAAACAGCUACGGAUUCCUGUCAUCAACAUCAAUUCUGGAUACCAAUUUGCAGCAGAAUUACAAGUCCAACAUAUUGGUCAGUUGGAAUACACUGCCGGACUCAAGGCGGGGACUCGAAUGGUCCAGGCGGAUGUCAGGGAAGGAUAUUGCAUCGUCCCUGAACCCGACAAUGUCGCCCUGGCUGAACGGUGUGACGGCUUCAAGACCGAACUGGAGAAUUCCAAUCGAACGUACGGAGGCAUGGUAGUCGUUCCGUUGGACAGGAGUGCGGAGUACCAAAAAAUUGUGGAAGAUGCCGUCGGCGAUCCUUCUGGCAGUUGGGAUGGCAUUGCUUUGAUGAUCACUGGCGAAAUUGUACCAGCGCUCGAGCUGCAACUGAGUCACCAGAGUGUGGCCCUAGGGACCUUUGAUAUCUUGCCGAAAAUGUUUGAUCCGCUGGAUGACGGCCGCAUAUUGUUUGCCAUUGAUCAACAGCAGUACUUGCAGGGAAGUAUCCCUGUUUAUCUCCUGGCAUAUGCCGCGUAUACACAACAAAAACUGAUCAAUAUGGCAGUCGAGACGGGGCCUGUGUUGGUGGAAUAUUCUCCGUCUCAGUCUGCGCGAACUUGCGAAGAACUCAGCUUUGGCGUAUGCAGCAAAAUACCUGUGGAGAAUUAUAAUUUCAUUGGAUCCAAGUUCAAGGCAGGGGGGUAUGCUGCUGUGGGAAUUGUGUGCUUCAUGGGUCUUGUUUCGGUGGUAUGGAUGCACUGCUACCGCGAGAAAAACAUAGUCAGGGCAAGCCAACCCAUGUUCCUCGGUUUGCUGGUACUCGGUACAAUCAUAUCGAUUCUUACGAUCUUGCCGCUCUCUGUAGAGACCGGGUACCGAUAUGUGAAAGAUCCAUUUACUGGUGAAUUGACGGACGAACCAAACCCCGACGUCCACCUUGUUGAUGUGGCGUGCAUGAUAUCGCCGUGGCUGUAUGGUUUGGGCUUUGUGAUCACCUUCUCGGCGCUCUGCGCUAAAAUUGUUCGAGUCAAAAUGAUAUAUUCUGCGGGGGCGGCUAUGCGACGGAAGAAGGUGGAACUGAUGGAUGUGCUUAUUAUUAUGGUCGUGAUGCUCGCGCUGGAGGUCACAAUCCUUCUAUGCUGGACGCUUCUUUCUCCAAGUAUUUGGCAGAGGACAGUAAUCAGCACCGAGGAUGGAUAUGUCACCGAGUCUUUCGGAAGCUGCACUUCAGAACACGCCAUGACAUUUUCAAUGACGCAGGCCUCAUUUCAAGCCUUUUGCUUGUUUGUCGUCUUGGUCCUUUGUUGGCAGACGAGUGAAAUUCCAACAGAGUUCGCGGAAGGCACCUACAUAUCGUUGGCAAUCCUUUGCAUCUUUCAAGUGUCCUUACUGACCAUACCGCUUCGCUGGAUGGUCUAUGAGGACCCAGACGUUUCCUACUUUGUCGAAUGCGCUGCUCUCUUCCUGGGCAGCUUCACUACUCAAAUUCUUAUUUUUCUUCCCAAGAUGUGGAGAGUCUAUACUGGAGACGACCAACUUCCUCUACCACGAGUUGGAGGGCGGGGAAGUAGCCAUCCAACAAACUUUAGCGACAACAGAACCCAGCAAUACAAUCCCGUUACCGGCGCAAUCACCCACGCCGGAGUCGGAAACCAGAAUGCCAAGCACGCUCCGGCUCCACCUUCUCGCACUUCCAACAACCAGGCUUCUGCCUAUCAGCAAGGCGUUACAACUUCAGAUAGAGCACCUCCUCCAGUGGACAGGAUGGCACCGCUAGACUCAGAUUCGGACGAUGAAGAUGAAGGACGACAAGCAAAUGGGGCAGCUGCAGUGACUGUUGCGGCAGCUCUGUCACGUUUAAAAGCCGGCCUGUCGUCGUCGUCAUCUGACGAGGACGAGCCUAUUCGACAGUCAGGGCCACUCUUGGCCAGUGCCGAUGAUGAACUUGCAAGCCUCGCAGCCGAAAUAUCGAGAGCAGCAACGUGUAGAUCUGACACGUUUGCAGCCGUAGGUGAACCUGCACCUGAUACAGCAAAGGAUGCAUCCAAGUCCAAGCGUGCAGGCGACGGAUCAGCCAAAUCCAUGCCAGCAGAACGUGCCGUUGGCGGCUCCAAUUCUAGGAGAGAUGGUCCGCCUAGGCGGCCGUUCAAACGGCAAGAUUCUCCUGAUGUCGACAGCAGUGUUUCCAGUACCAACGAAGAAGGCGAUGCAAUCAAUGCCCCCCCUGUACCCGUAGUGAAUGGUCGCGGCCACAUGGUCGAAGAUCAAGAUGAUGCGUAUCACAACCCUCAAGAGGGCUCCACUCACGAGGAUGGACGAGAAGUUCUGGCUGGAAGCGGCAACCUUCAAAGCGCUACGUUACCAGAACAAAUCGGUGCCAGUAAUCUUGAUCACGAAUCAUCCCUGGAAGGCAGCAGCCAACAGGUAGAAUUGGAAUCCACGAGUACCACGGCUUCGAAAGCUGCUGCAGCUCGAGCUGCUAUCUUUCGCAAGCCAGCUGAUUCUCCCAGCACUCCGAUUAGGCUGAAGAAAGACCCACGAGCCUACGGGGAUAACGCAGCCCUUGCUUUGGGCAUCACAAAGGCAAGAGGUAGCUUUCUCCGCAAGGUGGCAGCUUCUUUUGGCACUGCCUCGUCCGUAGGUUCAUCCGCACCAUUAUCGCCAGGUAGCCGAGCCAGUCUCUUGAAUACAACCAUCGAGGAAGACUCUGCUGCUGGAAAGGGGGUUGGUGGUAGCCAAAGAUCAUCGGUCAGCAAACUCAGUACUGAUUUCAGUGUGGACCGACAGAAUAGGCCACAGUAUGACGCUUUGAAGCAAAGUGCCAGCAAGGAUAAUGGUGCUGCAGCAGGGUUGGAGAAUGCUGGCACCAAUAUGCAGCUGAAAUCGAUGCAUGGAGAAGUUUUGUACUUCAUGUAACCUUGGGGGAAUUUUUGUGUAUUGUUAGAAUACUGGAGAGUGAUACUACUGUAGCUAGCCAGAAGAAAGUCGCCCCUGUUGAAGCUUCGAUCUCCCGGCAAUCGGUGUGGCUUGGAUAUUGAGGUUGUGCAUUUGUGUGAUCUGCAUAUCGGCAAUCAAUACCGAAGAAGCCCAACCAAGGCUGCUCAGAUCCACAACCAACCCAAGGAUCUUUUGUUCUCGCAAGUCAACAAAGCCAAAAGCUUCAAACCGAACAGCACUCUGCGCCCAACAAAGAAAGUGGCUGUUUCCUUCGUUCUCGCACUGAGGACGACUCUGUCGUUUAUGAUGCUGCCAUCGUUCCGGAAGAACCGAAUGUUGUGGCUAGGGCCAUAGAUUAUACCCAUGCCGAUAAUGACCGAAAGCUGUCUCUUUCACUCAUUACGUACGGUACCUGGUAGUGCUACCAUUAUCAGGACAACACGAUGAUGCAUCAUGCAUUGGGAACACAACGAGGAGCCCAGUACCCGAACGAUGACAUGGUGCCGUGACAGCCAACACCACGAACGAUCCCACCACAUCUUCCUCUCACGAACGAAACUCCAUCUCCGAGCGAAGGUAGGCCACCGCAAAUGGUUCGAAGCUUCAUUUCCCUCCAUUUCUACUCGAAUGAGAAUUGUUUUUCAAGAGUACAUGGAAUUGGAUCACAAGCCUUCUUCCCAACAGCACGGGGCAGAGGAAGAACACGAUAGUGCCUCUCCCGGGGAGGACCACUACUCUACUCAUACCGUACCAUCAUGUGCCCCGAUUUUUCGAGGGAACGCUUGGGAACGCUUGGAAGCUCGUUCGCGGCUGGCCGUUGGUGGACGAGGGAAUUGCAGCAUUGACGAACGCUCUCAUCAGCGGUAGGACAAGUAGUCUGAGAGCUCGAGAUCUCAUUUUGCGCAAAAUGAGCGCGAACAGUAAUGUUGCUCGAAGCCACGAACACAAUUUGCAGCAAUCUGAUCAUGGCGUAGUUGCCUGUCGUCUCUAGAGAUAGCAUUCCGCCUCUGUGAUAUCUAGCCCUGCACACGGCACUUUAAACUCUGCAAAUCUUCAGAGACUCGAGCCGGUAGGAGAGACCUCGAUUGAGGCUGCUAGAACAGGUCGUUGUGCGAAUAUGCCGCUCCCACAACAGAAUGUCGCAAGUGGAUGUGAAGCAACGACAUGAAACUAGCAUUUAAUCCUAUCAUCUGCGCUCGCCUUGAGACAACCAUACUUGCAGAGUUCGAGAGAGAGCGCCAAUUCCGCGCUGUUACAUCUCUUUUGUCAUCAUACAUUUACCACAAAUCAGCAGCAACCCACGAUCGCCACAAGCUCGUCCUGUUUUCCACUGCUCCCUCGUCUUCAAUCCAAUUCCAAUGCCAAUGCCAUCCUCCAUCGAAACAAAUAAACGCAAACAGAAAGCCCAUUCAAAAUCCUCCAUUGCUUUCCACACACUGCCAAAACCCACCAGCCGCUACCUUCAUCGAACCUCGAGCACCACCACGUCUUUUGCAUGGCUAAAUAUCAACCUUGAAUCCAAACCCAGAAUUGUAGCUGUCAAGAUUCUGACAUUGACAUUCAUCCACGCUGACUUGAUAAAGAGUAUGCAAACGCCCAAUGCAGUAUUUAGAAUCUUGCAUAGAAACAAGCCUCAGCGUUUCAGUAUCGUAGGACCACUGGUAGAAGGGCUUCCAAUCAGAACUGGCGCCACUGGGGGCAACAAAAAGAUCCCGCUCAGGAAUGAAGAAGAGGGAUCCUCCAGUUUGGUCUCCACGGAGUACAUACAUCUCAUCCGCGUCUUGAUCCCAUUGCAAGAUUCGUCCAUCACUUGUGAAGAUAAACAUGUAAUCAUAUUGAUUGCUGCACUCAGCACCCGGAUAGACCGUUCGAUGUGUUGCACUAUUCCGCCUCCAACACUGUGUGUUUUCACCUGAAGAUCCCAAGGUGACAAUAAGACCUGGCUCAUCACCACUGUCAAAAACAACUGGCAAUGUUGGUGGGCCAAACAUGAACUCAUCUGGAGGAGUCAAAUGGAAAUGCUUGGGGCAUGGCAUAUUUUCGAUCUUGUCAGAUCGAUAUUUGACACACUUUUUUGCACCAUUGAGUCUGUCGCUGACAAGAGCCGUGUUACUGGGUCAUAGUCCCAUUGUUGGAGGUGCAGAGCAGAGUCUGUUUCGCCCUUGCAAGUUUGGAAGUUUAGCUCUAUAGCCAGCUAGGAAAACGGACAAGAUGUAACCCAAGAGGGAUUUGUCAUGAAGACUUGCUAAAUUGUCAUUCCAGAUGCCUCUUCUAUAGCUUGAUGAUGCAUGUGAUUCCUUCAAGUAGGAGGCAGAUCCACUCAGUCGUCUUGUUUGUCAAGUUUCUUUCGAUACUUGCUUAUCGAUGGAGGAGCAGAAGUAUUUCGCAUCAGCCCCGCACCAGCCCCCUCCUUAGAAGACUUGGAACCAUUCCGAGAUUUGGAUCUUGAUCGUCGCCGACUGCUUCUACUUUGCUCUUUGUCGUCUUCGUCGUCGUCAGCAGAACCGUGCGAUAGUGACCGGUUGGACCCGCUUCGUUUGAGUCCUGCAGACAUCUUCUUCAGCCUUCUUUCCCGUUUGGCUUCCUGGCCCACUUCAAGGGCCAAUGAAGGUGCCGACCCAUUCCGCCUCAGGCCGCCGGAAGUCUUGGCUGGCCUACUUGAAGCGGAUGAAUCGCCGUCGUCGGCGAUAUUGAUGACCAAGGACGGCGCAGACCUUCUCAGUAUCUCUUUCAUCCCAUCAGACUUGGCGCGAGAACUAGUACUGGAGUUCGCUCUAUUGAGGCGCGAGCCGGAAGAGCUGACUCUUUUCAUGCUGGAGCUAGAGCUGACUCUUUUCAUGCUGCUGGGGAGCGUAUUCGAGGAUCCACUCUUUCUCCUCAUUUCUGCCAGAAGCGGAGCCGAGUCGCAGCGCUCCAUUGUGCGUUUGCCGUAUUUGGGGGUUUGAUGAGCAAUUUCAAUGAGACUCAAAAGUGGAGCCGAAUCGGUUCGUUUCAUACCGUCUUUUCUCUUAUUUUUCUUGCUGGUGCUGUCACGUCCAGUGCUGGGUUCUUGCGACAUUUGGAUGAGGCUCAUUAGAGGGGUUGAAUCAGAUUGUCGUUUCGAGGGCUCGUCGUCACUCGAGUUGGAAGAUGAAGACUGGUCGUUCAUCGAGUCGCGCUGGGAUACAACCUUUUCAAGAAUCUUCAGAUCGCGCUGGGAUACAACCUUUUCAAGAACUUUCAGA
Seminavis robusta is the source of this 8204-nucleotide messenger RNA. Lineage: Eukaryota; Bacillariophyta; Bacillariophyceae; Naviculales; Naviculaceae. The record is from the annotation of a GenBank genome assembly.